AUGACUUUGGCUUUGUUUCUGAAGGUUCAUCCACUGACUUUCAGAGGUUUAACCAACUCAACUGAAGGGACAACUGGUUUCAAGCGAUGGAGCGCGCACUACAGGCUCACACAUGUCCCAACUAACCAAUACGUGGAGUUUGCAGCCUAUGAACUGUUAGGUGAGGCACAACAUUGGUGGCAAGGAGAGUGCCAGUUGCUGCGACUUCUGAAUAUUGAGAUUCCUUGGGAUGUAUUUCAGAUAGCGUUCUACAAGAAGUAUUUUUUGGAAUUCGUAAGAGAAGCUAGAGAGUUGGAGCUUAUGCAGCUGAAGCAAGGCUCAUUGUCAAUAACAGAGUACACAAGCAAAUUUGAAGAACUCUGA
Messenger RNA from Arachis ipaensis, 363 nucleotides. RefSeq lists its product as uncharacterized. NCBI's taxonomy places the organism in Eukaryota, Viridiplantae, Streptophyta, Magnoliopsida, Fabales, Fabaceae. The record is from RefSeq and is a predicted model, not a curated record.